AUGUCAGGGCACAGCAAGAACGCAGACCAAGAAGCACUCUUGGAUGAGGAGCUUGAUGAAGAUGAGAUCUUGGCCAACUUGUCCCCUGAAGAGCUCAAAGAACUACAAACUGAAAUGGAAGUCAUGGCGCCCGACCCCAGGCUUCCUGUGGGAAUGAUCCAGAAAGAUCAAACGGACAAGCCGCCGACUGGAAACUUUGACCAUAAGUCUCUCGUUGAUUAUAUGUACUGGCAAAAGGCAUCCCGACGCAUGCUGGAGGACGAACGCGUUCCGGUCACCUUUGUGCCAUCUGAGGAGACCACACAAGAACAGCAGCAAGCAAUCGCCAGACACAAUCAAAACGUGUCCGGGUUUUUAAAAGAAAAGCUUAACAGUGACAUAGGUGCAGAUAAAAGAGAACCAACGGGCAAUAACAGUGUUCAAGAAACAGAUAAUAAUGAAAGCGAAGAAGAAGAAGAAGAAGAGGAGGAGGAGGAGGAGGAAGAAGAAGAAGAAACAGAUGAUGGUGAAGAAAGUGAUGGGAAAACUAAAGGUGAAACAAAGGCGCAAAUUCUAAACGGCGAGGGCGACUGCCAACAGAUGACUACCAAAACCUUGGAAAAACAGAAAGACGGAUCAGAGACCCAAGAAAAAAGUGAGAAAAAAAUCUCAAAGUUAGACCCCAAGAAGCUUGCUUUAGAUACCAGUUUUUUGAAGGUCAGUGCAAGGCCGUCCGGAAACCAGACAGACCUGGAUGGAAGUUUGCGGCGAGUCCGGCAAAAUGAUCCCGACAUGACGGAACUCAACCUGAACAACAUUGAAAACAUCCCCAAAGAAAUGCUCCUGGACUUCGUCAACGCCAUGAAGAAAAACAAGCACGUCAAAGCCUUCAGCCUAGCGAACGUGGGGGCGGAUGAGAACGUGGCGUUUGCCUUGGCGAACAUGCUGCGAGAAAACCGGAGCAUCAGCACGCUCAACAUCGAGUCCAAUGCCAUCAGCGGCAAAGGCAUCGUGGCCAUCAUGCGCUGCCUGCAGUUCAACGAGACGCUGGCCGAGCUCCGGUUUCACAACCAGCGGCACCUGCUGGGCCACCAGGCCGAGAUGGAAAUCGCCAGGCUGCUGAAGGCCAACAGCACCCUCCUCAAGAUGGGCUACCACUUCGAGCUGCCGGGCCCCAGGAUGGUGGUCACCAACCUGCUCACCCGCAACCAGGACAAGCAGAGGCAGAGAAGGCUGGAAGAUCAAAAGCAGCAGCAACUGAAAGAGCAGAGGCAGUUAAUAGCCAUGCUGGAGAACGGCCUGGGGCUGCCCCCGGGCAUGUGGGAGAUGCUGGGGGGACCGAUGCCCGAUCUGAGGAUGCAGGAGUUCCUGCAGCCUCUUCCGGGGCCUCCCAGCCCGCGGGCAGUGCCGGCCAGUCACCGCGGCGAACCCCCAAAGCCGCCGUCGGCGCAGUCUCCGCAGCACGGGGUUGACCCCGACUCCUUCCGGGUGGUGAAGCUCAAGCGAAUCCAGCGAAAACCCCGCCUGGCAGACGCCCGGGAGUCCGCGGAGAAAACCAACCUGAAGGACGUGAUCAGAACCCUGAAGCCCGUGCCCAGGAACAGGCCGCCGCCGCUGGUGGAGAUCACGCCCCGAGACCAGCUCCUGAACGACAUCCGCCACAGCAACGUUGCCUAUCUCAAACCUGUACAAGUGCCAAAAGAACUGGAAUAGAGGACAACCGAACCAUCUAGAAGAACAAGACAUUGGAACAAUGGCUCUUGCCUGGGAGCUUGGAGACUAUUCCAACAGCAAUGCUUCGGGAUCCAGGUGGCAGAACUGGGAACAAUAUUAACAUCUCAGAGGGAUAUUUAUAAAAGAAGAAAACCGGUCAUGACAAGAUAGAGGCGGAAGGGCGGGAGGGACUACAUCAACAAUUAGCAUCCAGGGGCAGCAUAUUCGACUUCUAACUGCUUUUAGUGGUUGAGGUAAGACUGAGUCAUGUUACGUGAAACAGCAACAACAAAGGUAGUUAAAAAAUCAACAUUUGCCUUUUGCUUUCUAUGGGUAAAUAACAAUAUGUAUAACUGCUAGCUGUACUAGCUCCACUUGUCCGGUUUCUCCUGGUUCCGCUGCUGUACCUCAGCUGCAGUAGGUACCAGGCCUUAAAGGGAACAUGCCCUGUUGUACCCUAUGGAGCUGUAAAGUACCUGAGCUCCAGGACUGUCCAGUGCAAUGACAUCAGCGAAUGGAUGGUCAGCUCUUUAGAGAAUCCAUCGUGAUUUCCAGUCUCCAAGCUUACCUGGUUUCUCCCUGGGACAUGCCCCCAUGUUUCAAAACAUACUUCUGACAAAGUUAUCUAUCAAGGGCAGAAUGUCACCUAUCAAGCACAGAAUGUCACCAGAAGAAGAAAUAAAAAAUCAGCGUGAAAAAUGAAGUUUACAUAGAUGAGAGGACUUCAGAAAUUUCAUGGUAAAUUGCAAUGAAAAGGGCAUCGAAUUUUCCCAUGGACCUUGAGAAGUUUCUGCAUAUAUACAAAUUUCUCCCAGUGAGUUUCCAUGUAUAUAGGGCCAGUGAGAGAGAAUAUGCUGUUUUUGUAGGAAUUUUUAAAAGAUAAUGUUGUUAACAAUAGCAUUUGGUUUGUGCUAAUGAUAUUUUCUAGUUUGUUUUGUUGCUGUGACUUUAAGUCUAGUCUGUGAGUUCACUUGGGUCUUGUUCCUCCCAAAAAUCUUCUAAAGGAAGAAUUGGGAUCAUGAUAGUUGGGUUUGGGGGGAGGGGGGAGGAAGCAUUUAAGACCUAGAGGAAAG
Messenger RNA from Echinops telfairi (small Madagascar hedgehog), 2765 nucleotides. It is a transcript of the gene LMOD3, whose product is annotated as leiomodin 3. Gene Ontology annotation, cellular component: myofibril; striated muscle thin filament. The record is from RefSeq and is a predicted model, not a curated record. Gene Ontology annotation, biological process: muscle contraction; pointed-end actin filament capping; myofibril assembly. Gene Ontology annotation, molecular function: tropomyosin binding. The transcript has 3 exons. Bases 1 to 1692 code for a protein of 563 amino acids. Lineage: Eukaryota; Metazoa; Chordata; Mammalia; Afrosoricida; Tenrecidae.